GAAUGUUUCUUCUCCUCCUCCUCCAUCUCGACUUGCGAUAUAUUUUGACCUAAAAGCACCUUCACUCUCUCUCGAAGCUCUUUUGAAGCUCGAUUUGCGGAAAAUGGAGUUUCUUCAUACUCACAGGGCUGAGACGAUAAGCAUGGCAGUUGCUCUUGUGGCCAUUAUCGGCGGUACCGCUUACUAUUACUAUGUCACCAAAAAGCCUAAAGGUUGUUUGGACCCGGAGAACUUCAAGGAAUUUAAACUAGUUCAACGCACACAACUCAGCCAUAAUGUGGCCAAGUUUAGAUUUAGUCUUCCAACACCUACCUCAGUGUUAGGACUUCCCAUUGGACAACAUAUAAGCUGCAGAGGGAAAGACAGUCUUGGUGAAGAAGUUGUCAAACCAUACACUCCAACAACAUUGGAUACUGAUGUUGGAUACUUUGAUUUAGUCAUAAAGAUGUAUCCACAAGGAAGGAUGUCCCACCAUUUUCGAGAGAUGUGUGUAGGUGAUUACUUGGCUGUGAAGGGACCUAAGGGACGCUUCAAGUACCAACCCAAUGAAGCUAGAGCUUUGGGCAUGAUUGCUGGCGGCACUGGCAUCACGCCAAUGUUUCAGGUUACGAGAGCCAUACUGGAAAACCCACAAGACAGUACUAACAUACAUCUGAUUUACGCCAAUGUUACCUAUGAUGACAUUCUCUUAAAGGAAGAGCUGGACGAAUUUGCACUCAAGUUCCCAAGUCAAUUCACAGUUUAUUAUGUUCUAAAUCAGCCACCAGAAGAAUGGGAUGGCGGUGUCGGAUUUGUGUCCAAGGAAAUUAUCCAAGCACAUUGCCCUGCACCAGCUGCUGAUAUCAAGAUGUUAAGGUGUGGACCACCUCCAAUGAAUAAGGCCAUGGCUACUCAUCUUGAAGCACUUGGAUACAGUUCCCAGAUGCAAUUUCAAUUCUAGUUCCUGCAUAGACCGUUUUUCGCUUUUACUUUUAACAAAUAUACAAGGGGUUAAGGUGCAAAUUUACCCAUAAAUUAUUUUGUCAAGAGUACUAGACACCAUAAACUUUUCUUGAAUGCAAAACUACACAUAAAGCUUUUAAAAUGGUGCAACAAUACCACAGCCGUUGCCAUUGAUCGUUUAACAAAUGUGAUGACUAAGAAAAUGGUGAAAAAAUACACAUUUUUUACAAUGUGAAAAAAAACACAAUUUAUAAAAAAAACUGUAUUUUUGCAUCAUUUUCCUGACAUGUAUGUUGGCUAAACGGUCAUGGCAAAUUUGCACAGCUUUAGAAACUUUAUGUAUGUUGUAUGCUUCUGUAUUUGGGAAAAGUUUAUAGUGUUAAACGUCCAUAGCAUAAUACUUAUGAUAAAUUUACACCUUUUUCCAAUGUGCAACACAUUUAUAAAGAGGAGCUUUUUCCAUCCUCAUACCUCGAGAUGUGACAAUAAAUUACUGCUGAUGUAACGAGGCAGAUUAGAAAGUUUAUGUUGUAGUAACGAAUUCAGGAUUAUCCCAAAUUAAUGGCUGUCUUUAUGCGAGUAGCUUAAAUAAUAAGCACGCGUUUUUCAUUA
This is a messenger RNA of Neltuma alba, 1554 nucleotides long. Its product is annotated as NADH--cytochrome b5 reductase 1. Bases 104 to 940 code for a protein of 278 amino acids. Gene Ontology annotation, molecular function: cytochrome-b5 reductase activity, acting on NAD(P)H. The transcript has 10 exons. The record is from RefSeq and is a predicted model, not a curated record. Gene Ontology annotation, biological process: electron transport chain. NCBI's taxonomy places the organism in Eukaryota, Viridiplantae, Streptophyta, Magnoliopsida, Fabales, Fabaceae.